AUGAAAGAUGAUUUGAAGACAGAAAUAAGUAGAAAUGUGGCCAACAAGAUGAGGCAUUAUGCUAAGGAGUUGCUGUUUGGAACCCUAGAAGAGCAGUUUGGACUUUUGAGAAGAUAUGCCGUGGAGAUACUUCGGACGAAUCCGGGAUCAACAGUGAUGAUAGCUUUGUAUGAGCAAGUUUUCAAAGGUAUCUACAUUUGCUUCAAUGCCUGCAAGGCCGGUUUUAGAAUUGGAUGCAGGAAAGUGAUAGGUGUUGAUGGCUGCCAUUUGCGAGGUUUUUUUGGGGGAAUUAUGUUAACAGCAAAGGAGAAUACUGAUACUUGGAGAUGGUUCUUGAAGUAUCUCCAGGAGGACAUUGAAAUUGGCAAUGGGAGGGGUUGGACAUUGAUGACUGAUAGACAAAAGGGUCUUCAAAAUGUAUGCGAGGAGUUAUUUCUAGAGGCAGAACAUCGCUUCAAUGUACGACAUAUGUACACAAACUUCUUCAGCGCCAGAUAUAAGAGCAAAACAUUAAAGGAUUUUCUUUGGCGUGCCGCAAAAGCAACAACUGUGGCUGAAUUUAGAUAUUGGAUGCAAAAAAUUCGUGAUGUAAGUGAAGAAGCUUAUGGAUGGCUGAUAAAAAGACACCCUCAGGAGACAAAGACGAGAGAAGAUGAGAUGACGCGAAGAUGGCAAGUUGAUUGUAGUCGUGAGACAUACGUAGUUGAUCUUGAAGAAUGGACUUGUGCAUGCCGAAAAUGGGAGCUUGCGGGUAUACCAUGCAUGCAUGCUAUAGCAGUGAUACGGGACUGCAGAAAUGAACCAGAGGAUUUUGUAGACAACUGUUACAUGGUCGAGACGUACAUGAACAUCUAUAAUAACAUCAUGAACCCAAUCAACGAUAAAAUGUUGUGGCCUGAGGUCGAUGCCCCUACAAUAAUCCAUCCUAAGUGGAAUGUGCCUCAACGGGGAAAGAAACAGAAAAAGUGA
This is a messenger RNA of Olea europaea var. sylvestris, 969 nucleotides long. RefSeq lists its product as uncharacterized. The record is from RefSeq and is a predicted model, not a curated record. Gene Ontology annotation, molecular function: zinc ion binding. Bases 1 to 969 code for a protein of 322 amino acids. Lineage: Eukaryota; Viridiplantae; Streptophyta; Magnoliopsida; Lamiales; Oleaceae. The transcript has 4 exons.